AUGGAGAGGUGCAAGUCUGUACCGACUUCAAUGUUUCACAAUGAAAAGAUUUUGAAGUUUGAAGGAUGUGAUAGGGCUGAUCCAAUAGUUUAUAGAAGGCUGAUUGGUAGUUUGUUGUAUUUGACAGCAACGAGAUUACUGUCGAGGUUUAUGCAAGCUCCAAGUCAAGUUCAUCUUGGUGUUGCUAAACAAACAUUGAGAUAUAUCAAAGGAACUGUUGAUUAUGGUAUUUGGUUUAAAAGGGAAGAGCAAGGGCAACUGAUGGGUUAUUCAGAUAGUGAUUGGGCGGGAAGCGCUGAUGAUAUGAAAAGCACUUCUGCAUAUGCUUUUACACUUGGUCCAGGAAUGUUCUCAUGGAAUUCAAAGAAGCAAGAGGUGGUAGCUCAAUCUUCUGCAAAAGCAUAA
Molecule: messenger RNA, 405 nt
Organism: Solanum verrucosum
Lineage: Eukaryota; Viridiplantae; Streptophyta; Magnoliopsida; Solanales; Solanaceae
Product: secreted RxLR effector protein 161-like
Exons: 1
Coding region: 1-405 (134 amino acids)
Source: RefSeq, a predicted model, not a curated record